This is a messenger RNA of Archocentrus centrarchus (flier cichlid), 771 nucleotides long. It is a transcript of the gene dand5, whose product is annotated as DAN domain family, member 5. Gene Ontology annotation, biological process: determination of heart left/right asymmetry. The transcript is spliced from 3 exons. Lineage: Eukaryota; Metazoa; Chordata; Actinopteri; Cichliformes; Cichlidae. The coding region runs from base 1 to 771 and encodes 256 amino acids. The record is from RefSeq and is a predicted model, not a curated record.
AUGCGGAGCUACCCACUCUGUUUCGUCUUUUUGUCCAGUUGGACAGCUGUGGCUCUUACGCUUCCUUACAACACCCAUAUGAAAGGAUCCAGGAUGGAUUUUGAGUCAUCUGGCAGCGGUCCAGAGGAACCUGUCCAGGGAAUAGUCAAGGUUGUGCAGCUAGACCCUCGUACCUUGACCCAGUCAGGACUCUUCAGAAGAGGACUGAGUCCCAGAAGAGCCCCUUCCCACAGUACCAGACUGCCCUUCCCUGCCUUCCUGUCUCGCGGUCGUCUAGGUCAGACUGGGACCCACAAGGCCCCCGUAAAUCCACUACACAACCUGAGCCCUAAAAACCCCACUGAGAUGGAGCUAAAGAAGAAGCAGGGCCUGCAAAUGUGGCAGAACGUCAUAGGAAAAGGAGGCAAAAUGUCUUUGCCAGUGAACCUGAAGGACAUGAAACAGACAUGCACUGCAGUACCUUUCACUCAGCAUGUGACAGCAGAUGGAUGCGAAACAGUGACAGUACACAACAAGCUGUGUUUCGGCCAGUGCAGCUCCCUCUUUGUCCCAUCUGAAGGAGAGUUUGCAGGACUGAGUCCUGAGACAGGAGCCUUCCAGCGGCGGGCCCCGUGCUCUCGCUGUGCACCAUCCAAAACUCAGACUGUUACCGUGCCUCUGCGCUGUGGAGCCGAGGUCAAGGAGAAGCGACUGAUGGUGGUGGAAGAGUGCAAGUGUGAGACGGGUCGCGAGGAAAGGAGCGCCGUGGCUGCAGGUUACACACAUAUGUAA